CGGACGGACGGACGGACGGAUGGAUGGAUGGAUGGAUGGAUUGAUUGAUUGAUCCAAUGAAUAUUCUGUGCAUCUUGGAAUAUCCACUUGUUGUGAGUUAUUGCACGUUUUAUCUUUUCAGCCAUGACCCUAGAGGUCGUAUUAGCCCCGGGUAUUAGGCCGCGAUGACACAUGGUUGCAUUCUUAGCAUGUUUUGUUUCUUCACUUUCUGCUACAUCCUCAGUCUGAUUUUCUAGGCUCUCUCUAACUAUUACAUGUCUUCAAAGGGCAUGUAAUAUGUAUUUUUAACAACAAAGAAGAAGUUGGAGAAUCAACAGCGCCAGAAGCUAAAAACACAUUGGACAGACUACGGUUACGUGGCCGGAACUCUUGGUUUUUGCGUGAUUUCUGAGAAACCAGACCAUAAUUACCAAACGUUUGUUUGUCGUUUGUUUGCCAAGUUACAUAGUAUUGAAAAGGGAACCUUAUGGAGGUUUAAAAGAUGAUAUCUCUCGUGGGAAUACGCUGUCGGCUUGUUCGUAGCCUGCGCCGGAAAAAAAUACCCUUGGGGUUCACAAUUCUGAGUUUACUACACGUCAGUGACGUAUACGGGGUCUGAUGGAGGUUCUCGCAUUUGCUAAAAUUGAGCUGUGAGAAGUGAGAUGGCAUCUCCGAUCGAGAAAAAAUUGGCAAAACACCUUGAGUGUCCCAUUUGCUUGGAAAAAUUCACGGAACCUAAAGUGCUCUCGUGCCAGCACUCGUACUGUAGAAAGUGCCUCGACAGACUUGUGAGAGGACUGGGACGAGAGGAUUACGAGGUCACGUGCCCUGAAUGCAGAAAGAGUUCUAAGGUUCCUGGUGGUGACAUCAAUAGUCUUCCCUCAAACUUCCUGAUAAAUAAUCUUUUGUCACUACACGAUGACAACGAACCUCGCAAGACGGAAGCGACCUGUACAAAGCAUGAUGGAGAGACGCUGAAACUCUUCUGCCAAACCUGCGAAGAGCCUAUAUGCCGUGAUUGCACCAUUUUUGAUCAUCAUGGCCACAGGUACUCAUUUAUAAAAGAUUUAUUUGUUGCCGAGAAAGAUAAAACUUUAAAACUUGUGCAAGAGUCGAGAGCAAAAAUUUCUGCUUUGGAAUCGACUGUAGAGUCAGUCGAUGUACAAGAAGGCAAACUAGAAGAAAACUCACGAAAAGUUCAACAGUGCAUCGACAGUUUCAUAAACGCACAGAUUGAAAUUCUGAAGGUCCGAGGGGAACAUUUGAAAAAUGAACUACAAAAACCACUUUUAAAUCAGGAAAAGAUUUUUCAGACCCACAAGGAUUCUCUAUUCCUGUCUCUUGGUUGUUUGAAGAGCAGCGUGGAGUUCAUCGAGGAAGCACUUGCUGGAGGAAAUGAAGUAGCCGUUUUAACAGCCAAAAGUCAAUUGUCUAAGCAGCUAAAUCAAGCCACAGCCUUAGCGGAAGUAAAACCACGUGAUACAAUUUCCUAUACUCUUGUACUCAAUGCACCCCUCAAUAAUGAGACUGUUAACAAUUUGGCGCACAUCAGUGAACACCAUGAAGAAUACAAACUCAGCAUGUGCGGAGGAAACUUUGGUCAACUAAAUGAGACGUAUGUAAACAAAGUUUGUUUUUUCGUUAUCGCCAAAGAAAAAGUCUCUAUAACCGAUCAUAGAGAAUUUUUUUCAGAAACCCCAAAAAGAAGUAUGAAUUCUCUUGACUUCGCUCCAUCGAUACUCAAAAAUUGUGGUCAGGUAAGAAUUAUGUCACCACUCUCGAUGAAUCUUCAUUCAUUUGACAUCGUGGCCAAAAAGGGAAGAUUUUUCUUCAGUUUUUUCCCAGAAGAGAUAGGAACCUACACAGUUGAGAUCAUUAUAAACGGACGGUACAUCCAGGGAUGCCCGUUUGCUUGGACUGUGAAAGGAUUUGUAACUUCUCGGAAGUACACAAAGAUGGAAGAUGAAUCUGACUGAAUAGUACAGUUUCAAGUUAACCAAGACCACUGAACUAUAAUCGAAAUAUCUGUACAGGCCAGCACCAUACAGAUGAGUCGUAAGUCUUUUUAUUCAGCGGUCUGGGCUAAUUCGAAACUGGACUAUUGAUGGACAAGUAAAUUAAAUGUUCAAUCGUUCAGCAAUCUUGGGAAGCACGGAUUAACAGAUUAUGUGGCUUUUAAAACUGCAGUGUCGUCGUUUUCUGUCCAACAUUUUGAUUUUGAUGUUCCACUGUUGAAACAGACUUACUGACUGACAGUUCGUGCCACGUGGCACAAGGGCCGCAACUGUUGAAAGAUACUGCUAUAAAAUUGUUAGGAAAAUAAUCAAAAAGAUUUUUAUGUAUGAAUUAAUUGCGAAAUAGGUACCUAACGUUUUAGAACCCAAAAAAUGAACUCACUAAUUUGUUUUGAUACCAGAGUUAAGAUGUCGAAUUCAAAACACUAUGUUAUAAACCCUAACGCUUAUUCUCAGCUGCUAACUCAGCUCUGAAGUUUAAGGCAAUUAGUUCUCGAAUGCAUUAUAAUUCCUCAACUUUAAAGGAAGGAAAUCGUGACCCUGAAGGUGUCUUCAUAUCUUAUCUAAUUAGCGUAGAUUUUCAAGGUUAUUAUUAUGUAUACGGUUUUCCUUACAGUUUUAUUUUCAAUUGGGAAUAGAUAAUGUUUUACCACAUUUCCAAGCACCUCGAAAUCCAUCAAAAAUACUCCGCUAUGCAUCGUAUUUUGAUCUCUCCUCCCUAAGUUUAAAAAAACACCGUCUCUCAUGUGCAUGAUAUUCUUCUUCAAACAUAGCUGUAAACGGAUAUCAGCUUAUCUUCAGUGGCCGUCGAUUGUGCAAAUAGGUUUAAUCAAGCUAAUGUAGCUUUUAAGCUUCUUGUUAUCAUUAUAUAGUCGUUGAUUGUAAACAAAAGUUAAUUGAAAAUACUGAUUGUAUUAAGUUGUUCUCAAGUUAUCUUUUUAUCGUUAUGUAGUCGUUCGUUGAUUGAUUAGGUUUAAUAAACCUAAUUGUUGUGAACUUUUUUCAAGAUAUGUUUUAUGAUUAUGUAGUUGUUCAUUGAUUGGUGUUUGCUUCUGAGUAUCAUUCCUUGAAGUAUUGCCUGAAUAAACAAAAAAUCAUACAGUUUGAACUCUGAGCAACUUUACAGUAAAGGUGAUGUUUCCCCUUGAAUUCAGGUUUUUUUUCUGUAAUGCUUUCCAAUCAAAGGAAACUUUAUUAACAUAAUGUUAAUAACGUGAGAAAAACUGACAAGAAACAAGGACAGCCAGGAAUAAGGGAACUUUCUAUGAAAUGCAAGAGGCAAAUUAAUUUGAAAAUUUUGGACUAACAUUUUCAAUAUGUAGCAGACGGGACAUUUAUAAGCAUAAAUAUUUGUAAGUAAAGAUGAUGUUAUAUCGCAGGCUCAGUCAUCCCAGAAUACGCAUGCGUGAACAAUCGUACCCUGAAAACGAAAUAGUAAUAGUUGGAUAGCAGUCCUAGACUCCAUGGCCACCCCCAUGCCUUCUUAACGUGUUUCUACACUUCCCAAGGAUCUGUGAAGCGUAAAUUGAUUAUGCAACGGUACAAGAUGGCACAAGUCUGUUUUUGUUUGCUUGUUUGUUAUCUUCAAGUUUUUUUUUUUCUUUUUUUCUUUUUCUUUUUUUUUCCGAAAAGUGAACACACAUCUAUUCGUGUUUUGACAGAGAUAAACAAACAGGAACUGAUGUUUGGGAGAACGAGAAAUGCAGUGUAAACAUAAAUUUGUGGUAACAGUUUCAAGCCAUUCAUUUGCGCUGUAUUAAUUUGAUACUAAAAGCGCAGUUGAAGAAUAAACUUUCACUUCAAUAUUUCCUCAAAUAAAUGGCAAACAGUACACAGCAUUAAUUUUCGUGCUUACAGUUUAUUAGUAAAAUCACCAAUUAAUGUAAAUUUAUGAACAAGGGGCAAAUUUGCCCACCUUAGUCUCCUAACUUCAGGAGAGUGCUACUAUAGCACUCGCAUCUCCUUGAAGGUAAUCUAAGAAACUACCAGAUUACGAACAUUUGUAACAAAGCUGCAAAUCAUGUUAAUGGCCAAUACAAUAUUGCUGUAAAGAGUAGUGCCAUUGAGAAAUCUGAUUGUCUAAAAAUUUUGGGUGUGACUAGAGACAGUAGCCUUCACCUGUCAUAUCGUAUUCGUAGCAUUUGUGUGAAAGCCAGUCAGGGGAUUGGCGUAAUAAAGAGGCUAAGAAAUUUCAUCCUUGAUAAGGCAAAGCUACCACUAUAUAUCUAUAUAAGUCAGCCAUUCUUCCCUGUCUAACGAACUGCCAUUUAGCCUGGCAUUUUGGUAAAGCCGGUGACACUAGAAAGCUGGAAAAGUUGCAAGAGGGCAACAAUCAAGCUAUAUCCACAGUUAUUGGAACGUAAUAGCCUACCCACUCGACUUAGCUUAACAGAAGACUUCUGGAUAUAUCUAUUUUAAUAUGAAAAAGUAAGAACAAUUCAUGCCCCAAGAGAAUCAGCUGCUUAUUUAAAAACCGAACUCCUAAUUACAAUUUAUGCAAUUCUGGCUUUGUUUUGCACAAUUAUUGUAACUUUUGGCAAAAACUCACUUAGACACCUAGAUAUAAACUUAUGCAACAGGCUCCCCGGCAGAUUAAGGACAACUAGCUUUCUUAGCAUUUUAAAAGCAAACAUACGUAAAAUCAAUCUGGAAAUUCUACUGUAUAAGGAUGCCGGAGCUGCAGUCUGUGCAGUAAUUAAUUAGGUUUUAAAUACUUUUAUCUUUUAUAAUGUUUAUUAUUUUAUGAAAUUUGUAAAUAGACCAUUCUUAGGUUUUGUAAUUAUUAUU
Orbicella faveolata is the source of this 4781-nucleotide messenger RNA. RefSeq names its product E3 ubiquitin-protein ligase TRIM45-like. The record is from RefSeq and is a predicted model, not a curated record. Lineage: Eukaryota; Metazoa; Cnidaria; Anthozoa; Scleractinia; Merulinidae.